GCUGCGCUCCUCAUCAUGAAGGUCCUGGCCCUCUUGCUUGUCGCCGUCAUCGCGGUGGCCUAUGCAGUCCCUGACCCCCGGGGCAUCAUCAUCAACCUGGACGAGGGCGAACUCUGCAUGAACAGCGCCCAGUGCAAGAGCAAGUGCUGCCACCGCACCAGCGGAAUGAGCCUGGCCCGCUGCGCCCCCAAGGCCAGUGAGAACAGCGAGUGCUCUGCCAAGACCCUCUAUGGGGUUUACUACAAGUGUCCCUGUGAGCGCGGCCUGUCCUGCGAGGUGGACAAGACCAUCGUGGGUUCCAUCACCAACACCAACUUCGGCGUCUGUCACGAUAUUGGCCGACGAUCCCAGGAGUGAAGUCAGCGUGUGGCGGGCGCCAAGCCCUGAACGCCCAAGCAUGGUCCUCCUCCACCCUGGACCAGCGUCUCCAUCUUCUAAUUGGUUUUUUGGCCAUUAAAGCCUCUCCUG
Molecule: messenger RNA, 468 nt
Organism: Sorex fumeus (smoky shrew)
Lineage: Eukaryota; Metazoa; Chordata; Mammalia; Eulipotyphla; Soricidae
Gene: CLPS
Product: colipase
Exons: 3
Coding region: 16-357 (113 amino acids)
Biological process (GO): lipid catabolic process; positive regulation of catalytic activity; response to food
Cellular component (GO): extracellular region
Molecular function (GO): enzyme activator activity; lipase binding
Source: RefSeq, a predicted model, not a curated record